This is a messenger RNA of Laetiporus sulphureus 93-53, 254 nucleotides long. RefSeq lists its product as uncharacterized. NCBI's taxonomy places the organism in Eukaryota, Fungi, Basidiomycota, Agaricomycetes, Polyporales, Laetiporaceae. The record is from RefSeq and is a predicted model, not a curated record. The coding region runs from base 13 to 225 and encodes 70 amino acids. The transcript has a single exon.
UACUGUGCGAUAAUGAGAAGUCAAACAGCUCGUCGCGCCAAUAGCUGCACUUUGGCUCCCAGUUAUUUUUUGUGUGUCACAAGCAGUGUCACAAGCAAUAACGAUACGCAGUGCCCAGAGCGACUUACCAGGCGGCCGUGGCUUGAGGUGACGACCUUCGCUUCUAAGAAAAAGGCAGGUUGGUUCUGGCGCGGUCCGAUCGGACCAGAUAUGCACGGCAGCUAGGAUGUGGGACCUGCUGCGGAUGGCUGCAU